AUUAAAUUUUGUAUUCAAAUAUUUUAAAUAGAGCAUUGAAAUACAUAAAAAGUUAAAUAUAUUAACCUUUUUAAUAAAUUCAGAAAAUAUUGUAAUAACUUUUCACAAAAAUGAUAAAUAAAUUACAUAAAUUAUUUGUACUAAAUAAAAAUAUGUCCUGUCCAUUUUUGAAUUCUUUGGGUGCUUCAUAUUUGCGGAAUUAUGCCCCUCUUUUAAUACAAAAUUAUGCUUCACAUUGUCCGGUCAUGAGUUUAAAACUAGGCUCAACGCUUACAAAUCAAUUUAGCUCACUACAGCAACAUCAUCCAAUUGAAGAAAAGGAUUCUGUAAAGGAAAGUGUUGAAGAAUCUGUUCAAAAAAAAAUGAUUUCAAAAAAUGAAGAAAAAAACUCAUUCAAAUACGAAAAAUUCUUUAAAGAGCAAAUAAUGAAAAAAAAGGAGGAUCAUUCUUACAGAAUAUUUAAAAAGGUUAAUAGGUUAGCGGGAGAAGGAAGUUUUCCAAAGGCUUUGGAAUACACAUCUGGUGAAAAACCAAUAACUGUGUGGUGCUCUAAUGAUUAUUUAGGAAUGUCUUGUCAUCCAAAGGUUAAAGCUGCUGUUAGAGACGCCUUAGAAAAUCAUGGUGCGGGUGCUGGGGGAACUCGAAACAUAUCGGGAAAUUCUCUUUAUCAUGAAUUGCUGGAGAAACGUUUGGCUAAAUUGCACAAAAAAGAAGCAGCGUUGUUAUUUACUUCUUGUUUCGUUGCAAAUGAUUCUACAUUAUAUACACUAGCUAGAUUACUUCCUAAUUGUCACAUAUUUUCUGAUGAGGGCAAUCAUGCAUCAAUGAUAAUGGGAAUAAGAAAUAGUCAAGCUCCUAAACAUAUUUUUAAGCACAACGACCCAAAUCACUUGAGAUUUUUAUUAGAAAAAGUUGACAAAAAUAUUCCAAAAAUUGUUGCUUUCGAAACCGUACAUUCUAUGUCUGGCAGUAUAUGUCCACUAAAACAACUUUGUGAAGUGGCACAUGAAUUUGGUGCCAUAACAUUUAUUGAUGAAGUUCACGCCGUUGGACUUUAUGGGCAAAAUGGAGCCGGAGUGGGGGAAAGGGACAACCAGUUGCAUAAUAUGGAUAUUAUCUCUGGUACAUUAGGUAAAGCGUUCGGAAAUAUUGGAGGAUAUAUUGCGGGAAGUACGUCAUUGGUGGACAUGAUAAGAUCAUAUGCCGCUGGAUUUAUAUUCACAACCUCUUUACCGCCAACGGUUUUACGAGGAGCAUAUCAAGCUAUUGAAAUUCUUUCUUCAGAUGAAGGCAAAGAAUUACGAUCACGUCAUCAAAACAAUGUGAACUAUUUGAGAUCAUUACUACAAAGAGAAGGUUUCCCAGUUGAACCAACUUUAAGCCACAUAAUUCCAAUAAAAAUCGGCAAUCCUGAAAAAUGCACAAAAUUAUCAGACUUACUACUAAGUAAAUAUGGGCAUUAUGUACAAGCUAUCAAUUAUCCAACUGUACCAAGAGGAGAAGAAAAACUGCGAUUGGCUCCAACGCCAUUCCAUACUCACAGCAUGAUAAAUCAAUUAGUGAAAGAUUUGAGGAAAACAUGGGAGGAAGUUUGUUUACCAUUACAUUAUCCAGAAAAUCCGGGACAAUGCGCCUUUUGCAGACAAGAUGACUUCUCAUCCAGUAUUAAUUGUAGGAUACCUAAUUGCCCAACAAUGAUUGCGGUAGCAUAAAUUUUGGAGUAAAUUCAUUUUUGUUAUAUUUUAUUGUGGGUUAGGUGCAAAAACAGUACUACGUUGGUGAAGGAAAUAUAUGAAUCUUUUGAAUUAAAAUUAAAUUUUUUAACUUAUAAAUUUGUUUUAAAUAUUCACCUUUAUAUUAUAUUUUUUGUUUCUUUUUUUUUAUUGUUGUUGUAAAAAAGUUGUUCUUAAAAUUUUGGAACUACUUUCAAAAUCGGGCAAAAAAUUGAACAAGUUAAAUCCUUUGAAGCAUGUUAAUUUUUUAAUUGUUUCGGUUAUUUAGUUAAAUAAUAUAUGGUUGUGCUUUAUAUAUGUGAAAAAUAGUUGAAGUUCCAAGGCGUCAUGUUAAAAUUUUUUUUGUAUGUUAAUAAAAACAGUCAAAUGAUAAAAAAAUUUUUUUAAAUCC
Molecule: messenger RNA, 2124 nt
Organism: Condylostylus longicornis
Lineage: Eukaryota; Metazoa; Arthropoda; Insecta; Diptera; Dolichopodidae
Gene: Alas
Product: 5-aminolevulinate synthase, erythroid-specific, mitochondrial
Exons: 3
Coding region: 111-1712 (533 amino acids)
Biological process (GO): erythrocyte development; hemoglobin biosynthetic process; heme biosynthetic process
Cellular component (GO): mitochondrion; mitochondrial matrix
Molecular function (GO): pyridoxal phosphate binding; 5-aminolevulinate synthase activity
Source: RefSeq, a predicted model, not a curated record